Molecule: messenger RNA, 1641 nt
Organism: Trichomonas vaginalis G3
Lineage: Eukaryota; Parabasalia; Trichomonadida; Trichomonadidae
Product: SCF-dependent proteasomal ubiquitin-dependent protein catabolic process
Exons: 1
Coding region: 1-1641 (546 amino acids)
Molecular function (GO): protein binding
Source: RefSeq, a predicted model, not a curated record
AUGAAAUCUAAUUACAUCGAUGAUGACAACAAGGAAGCACGCUACUUUCCGACGGAAACAGAGAUGCCCAUCCUUGUUAACUACUUGCAAAUGUACUUUUCUCAUCCUGAGCGGUCGUUACAACGUUCUCGGGUUGUGCAAAGUGUUGUUUCCGUUUUGAAUCCAACAAACAAGCACUGGUCUCAUCGUACAGUUCGUCUAUGGUUUAAUAACAAUAAAAGAGUAUUUUAUCAUCCUACAAUGCUAGCAAACGCAGUACAACAGCAACCAGAAAGAAAAGAAACACCACAACAACCAGUACAACCAAAGAAAGUCAUUCCACAGCAGCCUCCAAGAUCUCUUUCAGUUGCACAAUUUCCGCCAAGAUUUGAUCACACAAACAGAAUAUUUGACGAAAGAAAUCAAGUUAUUCCGAAGAUACAACCUCCUCCAAUACCAUUACCAACUCAACAAAUGAUGAUUCAGCCUCAAUCUUCAAUGCCUCCGCCAAAUUCUUUACCAAACAUGAUUUUUCAUGAAAGAGAAACCAUCAUGACAUUAGCAGAUGAUAACCCAUCAGCACAACUAGAAUCAGCCUCUCACAUUACUAAAAAACUCAUAAAAAUGAAUGAUCAGCAUUACGACGAAUUUGUUUCAGCGCAAGGAAUGAAAUUACAUGCAAUUACAGAUCAGCAAUCGAUGCCAACUAUGCUUGAUCAAUCAGAUACUUCUUCUCUUCUCAAAAAAACCGAAAUUGUCGAGCAAUAUCCUUUUAUCGAAGCAGGACUCUUCAUUGCAAACAAACCAGCUAUUAUUACAUACAAUGACGAUGAUGGUAGCCAAAUAUUAUACUACAAAGGCUCAAAAACCCCUGUUUUAUUCAAUUCCGCUGUAUCAUCUAUUACAUUUGACGAAGAAAGCCAAGAAAUCUAUAUCUAUUCAAGCGGAAUGAUGCGUUCUUUUCAAGAAGAAGACAUAACCUCUACAAAAUGCUUCGAUACCGGCUUCCACAGUUCAUUUUCAUCAUGUAUGUGCUUUUGGGACCAUUCUUUAGCACUUGCUGUUGGCUCUUGUGUUGUAUUUUGGUCAAAAGAAUCAUUGCAAACAGAAGGGAAGCCACAAUUUACAGCAAUGUUUGAUUUUAUUUUACCAAAGAUAUCAUCUUUGAUAACAUGCAAAGAUUAUCUUAUUUGUGGCUCUACCGAACAUCAUACUCCUCAUAUCCUUGCUUCAAAUGGUACAAUUGUGGCUAGAUCUAUAGGACAUGUUGGAGGAAUUACAAGUCUUGCUUGUUAUGACCAAAAUUGCUUCCUUUCUGGUUCAGCAGAUCAGACAGUAAGACUUUGGGACCUAAGAACUAAUACAACUGCGCACACUUUCUGCAGACAUAAUGGAAUUGUCACGGCAUUGGCCGGAAGAGAGAACAGAGUUGUAUCUGGAGGAACAGAUGGCAUUGUAAAGGUUUGGGACCUUAGAAUGACCAACAAAACUUAUCUUUCUUGCUCAAUUGGAAAUACGGCUCCUCUUGAGGUUGUAAAUAACGAAACGAAUAUAUUAGCAAUCACAAGUGAGAAGGUAUUCGACCAAUAUUACGACUUAGAGAAAUACGGUGCUUCUAAUGCGGAUUUAUCUCCUGACUCUUUUAUUAAUAUCAAUGUUUAA